This is a messenger RNA of Parastagonospora nodorum SN15, 918 nucleotides long. RefSeq lists its product as hypothetical. NCBI's taxonomy places the organism in Eukaryota, Fungi, Ascomycota, Dothideomycetes, Pleosporales, Phaeosphaeriaceae. The record is from RefSeq and is a predicted model, not a curated record. The transcript has 2 exons. Gene Ontology annotation, molecular function: large ribosomal subunit rRNA binding; structural constituent of ribosome. Gene Ontology annotation, cellular component: ribosome; mitochondrial large ribosomal subunit. The coding region runs from base 1 to 534 and encodes 177 amino acids. Gene Ontology annotation, biological process: translation.
AUGGCGCGCAAAGCAAUAGCAAAAGAUCAGAUCGUGAAAUUGAUAGUAGGCGCAGGGCAGGCGUCGCCCUCGCCACCCGUCGGUCCCGCAUUGGGUAGCAAAGGUGUGAAGAGCAUGGAUUUCUGCAAAGAGUUCAAUGCACGCACAGCACAUUAUAACCCCGGCACACCGAUACCCGCGCGCAUCACUGUCCGACCCGACCGAUCUUUCCAUUUCUCGCUUCGCACACCUCCUACAGCGACUCUCCUGCUCAGUGCAGCCGGCGUGCUACCCACAAAGAACAAAAUUCGAGGCGCUGGAAAUGUACCGGGACCAAUGAACAACCAUGACGGCCAGAAAGGCAAGACUAGCACUAGUAGUCCUACAGUGGGUAAUGCGACCAAGGGAACAGUUGGCACAGUUAGCUUAAAGCACGUAUACGAGAUUGCAAAGAUUAAGCAUUCAGAGACGAGGUUGAGCGGAUUGAGUUUGGAAGGUAUCGCAAGAAGUGUGGUGGGACAAGCAGGAAGUCUGGGGGUAGUCAUCGUGCCUUAGGCCCAUGCCCGCAGAGCGAAUGGUGGAAGAUAUGAACUCACAUACACGACUCAGCAAGGCAUUUCGACACAAUGUGGGGAUACGCGAGCUAUCACGAUUGUCCCAACAAAUGGCAUUUGUGGGCAGAGAGCAGGAUAUGUUACAAAAGGCUGUUAUUUCGGCCGUGAGCCACAUGUAAGACGCUGUGAUUGCAUGAAAGCGGGAAUGAUAAUACAGAGCCUGGUGGAGACAUCGGACCAAGGACUGGUGGUGCGACCGAUUCUGAAUAGACCCUAUCUGACUUCCGUUCGGUACGAAGCGCAAGGGAGCGAUUACGAGAAACCGUAGACACCACCCUGCUCUUGGAACUUCAAUUGAUGAUCCUUCAAGUCGGCCCAUAGCCUC